This is a messenger RNA of Cooperia oncophora, 1200 nucleotides long. Lineage: Eukaryota; Metazoa; Nematoda; Chromadorea; Rhabditida; Trichostrongylidae. The record is from the annotation of a GenBank genome assembly.
AUGCUGCGGGUGGCAUUGUCACCGCUGCUUUCUCCUGCAGUGGAGACUUCGCGUCUGCUCAUCACUAGCAUUCCUUCAGCGGUCACCGUGCAAUCUCGAGGAAGACGUCGUACUUUAACGCCUGCUCCGUGGUUGCCUCCUGUUUAUGAACGAACCCACGCCGACUACUUGGACGAUUCUAACCGGGCGUUACUGCAGGAGGUGAUAUCUGCUGAGAAGAUUUGCGCUGAGAAUUCAGCAAUGAUGCGUACCCAAGAAAGCGAAGCAAAGAUCGCAGAUAUAGAAUUGCCCACAAGAAGAGUCGGUCUGCUUGCUCGGAAGAUAGGAAUGGCGCCUCAAUGGACAGUUACUGGAGAUCGAAUAUUAUGUACACUUCUUGAGAUUUGUGAGAACCACGUCGUCAGUGUGAUUUCUCCUGAGGAAUGGUAUCGUAGAAGUCUUAUUGGAAAACGGAAAGCAUUCAACAGAGAGGGACCCAUGUGGAAGGUGGGUACAUUUGGGAGUGGACGUACAAUGUGGACCGCGAUUUCUUCAAAUGCUUACAGAAACCAUUUCGUGUCGGGGCUGGUGUCCAGUUCAAAAAAUAUCUUGGCUGCAUUCGCGUCUCCGGAAGAGGCAUUGCCUACUGUAGGCACGAACUGGAUGUCGGCGAGCAUUUCAGCAGUCGGACAGUACGUCACCGCUACAGGGAAAUCGAUUGAUUGGGGAUUCCAGGGUGGGAUGCACAGAUGGGGUAUGAGAGGACAGCCAGCUCGGAAUACGACUAAGUCACAUCGUCGUAUUGGUUCAGUUGGAUCCACCGGUGAUGCUCGUGUUUGGCCAGGCAAAAGAAUGCCUGGUCACAUGGGAUACGAAUGGGUCACUACCAGUGGAUUAGAGGUUCUUCGAAUGAAUAUAGACAAACAAGUAAUUUAUAUAAAAGGCUGCGUUCCCGGUGACAUUGAGAGCAUGUUACUCCUAAAGGAUUGCUUACAACCGGAGAAGAAACUCAAGACAGGACCAGUUCCGACUUGGUUGCCUUCAUUAGAAACCCAAGAGGAGGAAACUGUAGAGCAGGCUGCAUCUUGCCGGCACCGUGAAAUACUAUCCCCCAAAAUGUUCAAUUUUUCAUCGCCUUCUAUCGUCUUCUCGGAAGAUGAUGCAAAGAAAUCUGUUGCAAGAGAUAAGACUAAGGCAAAGAUCGCCAAAGUGAAGAAAUAG